GUGACACCUAUUGGCCUGCGCCGCGCCGCCGUUUUUCUCCGCGGUCGCCAUAUUGGGACGAGUCGCUUGUGGCGCCCGUUCCUUCCAGCGUUAGCAAAGCAGCAUUGCUGGAGAGUUUGCGAAGCUGUUGUGUUCUGCGCCAGCUGCUGGGCAAUUGAACUGUGUUCAGUCGCAAAAACCAACAUGCCAGGGUGUUGUGUACCGCUGUGUGCCGGCUCGACAACGAAAGGCUUGCGCUGUUUUCGCUUCCCACGGGAUAAGGAACGGAGAAAAGUAUGGGAGGCGAAAGUGAGGCGUCAAGACUGGAAUGUGAAUGAUAACUCGAGGAUCUGCGAGCGACACUUCGAAGAAGAUCAGUUCGAGGGAAAAAGGAAGGAUGGACGGCGGCUGCUCAAGUCAACGGCUGUCCCGACAUUGUUUGAUUUUGGGCCCCAGCCGAAGCGAAGAGAGCCGCUUGCACCGAGACCUUUUCCUUCCAGUACUGCACAUGGUACCGCAGUAGACUCCUCGCCAGCCCCUAAGGCACCACCUGACCUAGAACAGACUCCACCACUGCCGGAGAACACUCAUGAGGGUACGGGAGAACAAGUGGACAUUUUCUGGCUCUCUGUGAACGAACUGCGGAAAGAGCUGCAAGAUGCAAGAAGAAAACGCAACGAGUUAGAAGAAAGCUUAUCGCAGGCAAAGAGAAAGGUAAAAAAACACUGAAAGUAGAAAACAGUUUGAAAAAAACAUUCAACAUUGACUGCAAAUUUGACAUCCGUAAACCAGGACCAAAAGACUGCUUUGGAAAAGAAAACACAGGAAAGGUUGCUUGUAGGGUGCUGGCAAAAUCAAGAAGGCACUACAGCUGAGUGCGCAUGUGGCUCUGCCGGAUGCGACCUUUUACUGGAGCAAGGACAGGCGCUUUCUUCAAGGAGGACACUAUGCCGGAGACUGCAACACUAAGCUUUCUUGCCUGGUGUGCUAACAGAAAUUUUCGUCUUAAUGGAAGCCAAAGUGGCUGCAAUGUCAAACACCGAAAAGUAUCCUCUUCUUGGACGAACUAGAAAUUCGCAGAGGUAUGGAGCUGAACGGCAGCAGUCACUUUUCUUGGCAGGUUAACGCUGCCCGAGGGUGACCAGCCUGCCAACCAUGCCCUUGUUUCAUGGUAGGUGGUUUGAAUUCCAGGUGGAAGCAAGUAAUUGCAUACCACUACAUAGGUGCCUUUGUCAAUGGAGGCAAGCUCAGAGAUUUUGUCUUUCAUUUAACACAUUUAUGCACCCAGAUAUUACUGCGCGUGAUUUGCGUCACAUGCGACAUGGGCAGCUCAAAUCGUGCCAUGUGGAGGUCAUUGAACUUAUCAAGUUCCCGUUGCUCUGCAAGUAUGUGUUGUGUGCCGCAUCCAUCCGACGGUAGAAAGGGCGUGUUUUUUAUGCCAGACCCCGCGCAUUUCUUAAAAACUUUGAUAAGGCCCUUAGUGCGAAAAGACGUAAUGGGAAUUAUUGGUGACAGUGUUGCAAAAGUUCAAUUUACCCAGCAGUGAAGUGCCAAUCGAGCAUGUGGAAGCUGUUUUAAAACUCAACGCAGAUCAGUUGCGGGUCGCAUCGAGCUUGAGCGGCAUCCAUACAUCCAAUCGUCAUUUCACAAAAAAUGAAGGUUAGGAUAGCGGUCCAGUUGUUCCGCGAAGCCCCAGCAGCAAUUAUAUAUUAUAUACAAAUUGAGAAGCUGCCCAUUGAGGCCGAAAUAACAGCGUGGUCUUUUGAACUCAUCUUCAAAUGCUUUACAGUAAUGACUGCUCUCCAUGCCACGGUUGUACUGAGUUUGAGGAAUAAGAGCAAGUAUGAGGAGGCUAUUGCAAACAUCAACCUGACAAUGGAAGUAAUCGAAGGCUUGGGAACAGGAGUAAAAAAAAAAGCGUGGAAUCUGUCAGGCACGGGCACUCAUCUCGACAACUGUAAUCUUGCAGCUGCAUAUAAUCUUGCUGAAAGAACGCGACUACAGUUUUGUCUUUAUUGGAAGGAUGGUGCAAGAUUGGCUGGAAAAAUUUUUUUCGGUCAUCAGAAUGGUUUCGCCUGCACCAAGCUCUUAUGACCUCAAAAUGCUCUCAAGAUUGCAAUUGUCAGCCAGUUUCUCAAGGUUCCUAAGAAUUCAGGCUACGACACUGACGACAGCACUUAUCUGGUUGAUUUCUUUUCCGCAGAAAUCAAGGAAGUUCAGAUCAAUAUAGAAGAGCAUGAAGAGCCGUCAGUAAGUGACGAAAUUGUAUAAAUAGAGUCACUGACAAGAGCUGAAGCUGACAUCGUCGCUUACUUGGCUGGGUUUUUAGUAACACCUCUUCUACUUGCUGGAAGGUCACGCACUCUGUGUACACGAAGGCUUCUUUCCGAAAAGGCACGAGAGAAGCAUAUCCUAGUGCAGUUGAAAGAAUGUAACUCUGGAGCCCGCAACCUUGCUUAUGCGAGCGAAGAAGUUCUAAGCUUUCUUUCUUCUUGCGAAAGCGUCUUCAAAGAUGUCUCGGAAGAAGAGGACAUUUGCCGCUUGGGGAUUGCAAUGAAAGUUGUAAAGCGCUUCAUCGAACUAGCCGUUCCCAAUCCAGCGGUUGAUUGCUCGGUGCACACAAUUAAGUGUACUGACAAGAUUGCUAGAGGGAUUCGUGACGAUGCGCCUGCGCAUUUACUUGAAGUGGCCAAGUGAGUCAGAAGAACUGGAUGAAAGAUACGGCAGCGAAACUGUGGCUGGGACCAAUCUUGAGUGAAAUGUCUUCUCCUAAACGUGCAGCCAAAGUCGUUUUUAAGAGGUUCCUAACAAGUAUUAUUUUUAAAUAAAGGGCUGUGUGCAUUGGUGUGCGACACA
Dermacentor andersoni is the source of this 2835-nucleotide messenger RNA. The record is from RefSeq and is a predicted model, not a curated record. Lineage: Eukaryota; Metazoa; Arthropoda; Arachnida; Ixodida; Ixodidae.